CAGUUCCGUACAGCUCAUGUAGCCGCCAACACGGCACCCCCCCUGGCCCUCCGGCAUACCCCUCCACACCUGUCACAACGGAUCCUACGUUGACGACCACUCUGAUCCGAGUCACGACCACGUCGAACAUAGUCUCCGUGGCAAAUCAUCCCAUCUUCACACUGCACAUGUCCAGAGCACUUCUCCAUUAUACAGCGACAACGACAUCUGCCCGUCGCCCUGUGCUUUCAACGGGUCACUUCUAGCUUUAGCUCAGCGCCGACACCUUGCUCGGUCGCCGCCCACUCUUCAGUGUUAUCUGGCGACGACGAACGGCCCCGUCUUUCUACUACUCUGUUCCUACAACCAUCCCUGGACAUUCGAGCGUCCGCAAGAAGCCCUUAGACCGCAUCAAGACACCGCAAGAAAUCGGCAAGCAGGCAGGCGUACCCUUUUCUUAUCCGGCGCAGAGUAGCACCAGGCAGCAUCAACAUGGCUGCGAGUCUCGGUAGGAAAAGGCUGGGUAAGGAGCUCACAAAGAUCAAGAACAGUCUGCCGCCUGGGAUCAGCCUUGUUGAAGCCGAGAAUCUGGAGGAAUGGCUGCUCGACAUAGUAGUGCUGGACCAGAACCCGCUAUACCUCAACCAAGUCUACCGGUUAAAGUUCCGCUUCGGCGAAAGAUAUCCGAUCGAGCCUCCAGAAGUCACCUUCCAAAAACAAGACGAGCCGAGCCGAACAGUGCCUAUACAUCCUCACAUAUAUUCAAAUGGCAUCAUAUGUCUCGAUCUACUUGGUGAUCAGGGCUGGAGCCCGGUACAGAACGUCGAGAGCGUCUGCAUGAGCAUACAGAGCAUGUUGACAGGCAACACCAAGAAUGAAAGACCACCGGACGACGAGCAAUUCACAGCACGGAACAAACAGCGGCCACGCGACAUCAAUUUCUACUAUCACGAUAACGAUGUGUGAUCUGGAAAGCAUUUGAUGCAGUCGGGCGCGCGGCUCUGCAUGGUCCAUAGUUGGGCCCGAGGCUGUGCGAGGGCAUUGGCAUAGGACAGUCCAGGACACAACUCGAAUACGACUCAACAGCUCGGAAGCAUUCUCGCAUAUCUGGAAUGCAUUUAUUUUUGUUCUGUGCACUGGACGCUGGGCGUUGUAGAGGUGGCGGAGGAGGGAUCACAAAGUCCUGGGUGGACAUCGCUCUUAGAACAUGAAGUGGGCACCGAUUGAUGAUAGCGAUGGCUUCUGCAGCAUCGCAGUAUGCAAGCCAAGGCAGUUCCUUGUGCUACAGAGCACGGAUAGUUAUGAAAAACUGCCAGUCUGCCCAAACUCGACGUUUUCCCGAUUUUGUUGACUGUAAAUCCUCGACACUUGAAAGUGAUGCAAUUUCA
Molecule: messenger RNA, 1367 nt
Organism: Microdochium trichocladiopsis
Lineage: Eukaryota; Fungi; Ascomycota; Sordariomycetes; Xylariales; Microdochiaceae
Product: UBC-like protein
Exons: 3
Coding region: 472-945 (157 amino acids)
Biological process (GO): protein polyubiquitination; proteasome-mediated ubiquitin-dependent protein catabolic process
Cellular component (GO): nucleus
Molecular function (GO): ubiquitin conjugating enzyme activity
Source: RefSeq, a predicted model, not a curated record